Oikopleura dioica is the source of this 1854-nucleotide messenger RNA. Lineage: Eukaryota; Metazoa; Chordata; Appendicularia; Copelata; Oikopleuridae. The record is from the annotation of a GenBank genome assembly.
AUGAAGAAGGCGCUGGCUACGUUACUAUUUCAGAUUUCUCGGGCAGAUUGGCAGCUACCUUUUGGAAAAGAAAUUCUAAAGGAGCUGAAAGAACUCGGCUUUGAAAGCCACAACAUCUCGCACUACGGAUGUUACUGUCGAUUCGGCGGGACCAAAUACGCUCCUGAAGGAGAAGCGCAGGACGAAUACGAUCGGGCUUGCUUUAAUUACAGUCAAUGUGUGAAAUGCUUGGAUCUGGACCAGUGCAAGAUUCACUAUCCAAGAAUACCAUUUCGAGUGGGGAAUGAAUUUUGCACAGAUGGAGACAGUUCUUGCGAAAAUAACCUCUGUAAGUGCCAGAAAAAAUUGAUUCAAGACAUCAUGGAUCUAUCUUGGUCACAAAUUCAUCUUCGGUCUUAUCUCUCCCGCGAUUUCAACCACAACGAGGAAUGCCUUCACUCCUCCAACUAUCAACGACUCCACCAAGACGAGUUUGAAUGCUGCGGCGAGUAUCCUGAUAGAUUCAUUUACGCUCCAGAAAGUGGCGCAAGAAAAUGCUGUGGAACAAGAACUUUUAACUCACAGUAUCAAGAAUGUUGUGAUGAUAAGACUAGAUUUUAUGUUAGAUCGUCGGUAAUGGAGCAACUAAUUGAACUUUUCCCGCAUAUACUUCCAGUAACGAGCGAUUACAAUUCGAACUUCGAAACUUCUGUCGUCGGCCAAGAGGAUAUGGAAAUGACGCAUGAUGCCGAUCUUGUGAAUGCGCCGCAACGAGAUAUUCAUCUUGUGGAAGAGCAAGCUGUGGAUCUACGUGCAGAUGGUUUGAAAGUUCGAAUAAUCAAGAAGCUUGGUUCAGGCGCUUACGGCUCCGUCUAUAAAGGCAUUCUCUACGGAGAACCGUUUGGAGAAACUAAAGUUGCGGUCGUCAUCAAAGUCGAGCAUUAUCUCUGCGAAUUGCCACAGAUCAACCUCGAACAACGUUUCUAUACGCAUCUCAAAGUAUAUUCGCAGAGAAAUGUGAAUCUCAAAGAAGGCAUCCCAAUCGUGUAUUAUUGUGGGCAAGAAGUAAAGCUGAAAUACACUUCGCCGAAGCUUCACGGUCACAACUCGACGAUGAUAGGGUUAUUCAACAUUAUCAUAAUGGAAGAGCUGGGAAAGGACCUCAAGGUCGUCCACAAACAGCUUUCUAUGGGAUUGCCUUUCGCCUGCUGGAUAGACUUGGCGGGACAAAUGUUCAAAAUUAUGCAGACAUUAGUCGAAAAAAAACUGAUUCACCGUGACAUCAAGCCAAGUAACUUUGUCCUCGGCCGUGCCCGAGCAACUGUCACUGCCCGUGGAUCAAGCAAAUUAUUCAUCGUCGACUUUGGCCUUUCAAAGAGAUGGGAACGCAUGAAACGAGAAUGGGGGUUGAACAUGGUUGGGACGAAGAAAUACAUGUCGGAGCAUGUUAUGGCUGGUGACAGGCCGCAUGUUAGAGAUGAUCUGAUUUCCUGCUGCUACGUUUUGCGAGAGAUGCUCGACGGGUGUCUUCCCUGGGACGAAAUGAUCCACGAACAAGACGAUAUGCGCAACUGGCACCAGACAUUGCAGCGUAUGAAACGAAACUUGAAUGGAAAUGCUCUCUUCGGGCAAGAGGACCCGGACGAUCCUCUUUUCUGCUUCGACACUCCUGAUGAUCCACAGGAAGGUCAACCAAACCAGCCUGACAUCACCAAGAUGUGCUGGAUUUUUGAUCAUAUCAAGGGCCUCCAGUGGGGCGAACUGCCCGAUUUUGGCUUCAUUUUCGAUCUUCUCAAUGAGAUGAAGAACGAGAACCAGUCCUUCCUCAAGGCUGACGAUCCUUGGAAGGAGAUUCUUCAAGUCAUUAACGAUUGA